AUGUUGGAAACGCGGUCCGUUCGAGCCGCAGACUCGGUGUGGGCGAACAAGCCGCUGCCGGCGCCUCACGCCAUGGCCAACUCGAGGCACGGUAAAAGUGCUCAGGACGACGUCUGUUACGUGGUAGCCAAGUAUGAUUACGCAGCCCAAGGUGCGCAAGAGCUGGACUUGCGUAAAAACGAACGCUAUUUACUCCUCGAUGAUUCCAAGCACUGGUGGCGUGUGCAGAAUGCCCGCAGCCAAUCUGGAUAUGUGCCCAGCAACUAUGUUAAAAAGGAGAAACCUUCUUUAUUUGACAGUAUUAAAAAGAAAGUUAAAAAGGGUUCUGGUUCGAAAACCUUGCCCUCUAGUGGCUCCCCAGUUCGUGGGGGCUGCGGCGGCGGGGCGGAGUCUCCCGGUGGGCGGCGUGUUGAGCCCACCGAAGCCCUAGGGACUGCUGUGGUCAAAUAUAAUUAUCAGGCCCAGCAGCCUGAUGAACUGUCUUUGACGAAGGGAACAAGAAUACUCAUUCUCGAGAAGAGCAAUGAUGGCUGGUGGAGGGGACAGUACCAGGGGCAUACUGGAUGGUUUCCAUCAAACUACACAAGUGAAGAAGAUGGCGAGGAUACAGUUCAUACAUAUGCUAUGGCGGAAAAUGUUCUUGAUAUCGUCGUUGCCCUUUACUCAUUCACCUCGAACAACGAGCAAGAGCUUUCGUUCGAGAAAGGUGAUCGCCUAGAAAUAAUUGAGAGACCACCUUCAGACCCUGAAUGGUAUAGGGCGAGGGAUUCCAGAGGGCAUGUCGGUUUGGUGCCUCGGAAUUACUUGCAGGAAUUAGCUGAUUACCUGGCUCAGCCUUACAGCGAGGCAAACGAAACCGUGCCCCGCGCAGUGGGUGGGUCGAGUUCUAGUGGGGCGGGGCUCGGGACACGCGCGUGGUACUACGGGGCCAUCACACGCACGCAUUGCGACACGCUACUCAACCAGCACGGGCACGACGGGGACUUCCUUAUACGGGAUUCUGAGACUAAUGUUGGGGAUUAUUCGGUGUCCCUUAAAGCGCCGGGUCGUAACAAGCACUUCCGCGUGCACGUAGAAGCAACACUCUAUUGUAUAGGCCAACGUAAGUUUUCCACGCUCGAUCAGCUGGUCGCGCAUUACCAACGCGCCCCAAUAUACACAAACAAACAGGGAGAGAAGCUUUAUCUCGUCCGACCACUUCCAAGAGCCACGCAGAACUGCUGA
Messenger RNA from Pieris macdunnoughi, 1224 nucleotides. The record is from the annotation of a GenBank genome assembly. NCBI's taxonomy places the organism in Eukaryota, Metazoa, Arthropoda, Insecta, Lepidoptera, Pieridae.